AUGAAACUGCGAAAGAAAAGCAAUUCGAAAGAUGCGACAAAAAAUAAGAAACAACAGGAAACGUCGACAAAAGUGAAGAAGAAGGGAGCCGAGAAAAACAAGAGUAUGCGUUCGAUGAAGACCAAAAAGAAGAGUGGUUUUAAACAUCAGAAUAGUAAAAGGGAGAAGAAAAAAUCGACGCUUGCAUCAAUCCGGAACCCUCCAACCAUACCACUUCAAACACAAGCUUAUGAGAGUUUCGCAGCCAGUAUCCUAUCAUCUGGCGUGGAGGGGCUGAUCAAGGAGUACAUUGAGACGUUGGUCCCAUUUGUUCCGGUUGGCUAUUACGAACGCACGAUUUUCGAUCAGAACACCGAGCAGAAGAAGAAUCGAUAUAAAGAUGUUGUCUGUAACGAUAAGACACGUGUGAUUCUGAAAGACGGACUGCCGGGAGACUACAUCCAUGCCAACUACCUCAAAGGCUCCAAACCCCUCUACAUUCUCACCCAAGGACCACUCAAAGACAGUCAACACGAUAUGUGGAGAAUGGUUCUUCAGGAGGGCGUCGCGGCGAUUUGUAUGCUCUGUGAGCUCGUUGAGCAUGGACGGCCCAAAUGUGAGCCCUAUUUUCCGGAUGCUGAAGGACAGGCGCUUGUGUUUGGAGAGAUUACUGUAACGUGUACAGACUACACACUUCCCGAUGUGCAUACUCAGUUGAGAGUGUUGACGGUGGUAGAUAAGAAGACGGGCAAGAGUCACAAGUUGAAUCAUCACAAAAUUGUUACAUGGCCCGACAAAACUAUCCCUCUCUCCAACCUGAGUGUCCUUCGAACCCAUCGAAUCCUCCGAAAAAUGCAAGGACCCGUUGUUGUGCAUUGCUCAGCCGGUGUCGGCAGAACUGGGACGUUUGCAGCGAUUGAAAUUGGCGUUCAAUGCCUUCUCAAUGGCAAAAUGUUCCGGCCGGUGGACCUGGUGAAGGCCAUGAGACACUGUCGCCUGCACAGCGUUCAAAUGGACACACAGUACUUGAUGUUGGUUGAAGCGAUUCUGGACACUGGCGUCGCAUUCAAGUACAUUGAGGAUGCGAAACUACUGGAGGCUAUUGAAUUAUAUAAGAGACAGACGGCGGAUUAUGUGGAAGCUCAUCCACCGCCGCUGGAGAUGGUUAAGACCCCUAUGAAGAAGGAGAAGGAACCUGAAGAAGCUCCACAAGUGCAACCUCAAAAUCCAGCACCCACCAAUACCAUCUAUCCACUGCUCUCGAAUCCGAUUGGUCCACCACCGCAAGCCAAGCCAGCUUCCCCAUCACCGUCCCCGGCUCCGGCUGUCAAGUCUCCGGCUCCUCCGCCCACCCCAGCUCAGACACCGCCUCUAGAGAAGAAUCGAGAGAAGAAUCCUGCACAAACUGCAGCAGGAUCAACUCCGGCAGGACCAUUGCCUCUUGUUACCCCAGCGACUCCACUACCCGGUGGACCGAUUCCCGGACCCCCUCCUGCAAAAGCAGCAACAGUCGCCACCACCGCCAAACAACCAGCCAAACAACAGCACGUACCUAUGAUGAAGGCGUCGAAAGAAGUCGUGGGACGUUCGAAAGAGAAGAUUCGAGAAAAGUCAAAAUAG
Messenger RNA from Caenorhabditis briggsae, 1599 nucleotides. The transcript is spliced from 8 exons. Lineage: Eukaryota; Metazoa; Nematoda; Chromadorea; Rhabditida; Rhabditidae. Gene Ontology annotation, molecular function: protein tyrosine phosphatase activity. Gene Ontology annotation, biological process: protein dephosphorylation. Bases 1 to 1599 code for a protein of 532 amino acids. The record is from RefSeq and is a predicted model, not a curated record.